Messenger RNA from Tupaia belangeri chinensis (Chinese tree shrew), 1491 nucleotides. RefSeq names its product nuclease-sensitive element-binding protein 1-like. Gene Ontology annotation, molecular function: nucleic acid binding. NCBI's taxonomy places the organism in Eukaryota, Metazoa, Chordata, Mammalia, Scandentia, Tupaiidae. The record is from RefSeq and is a predicted model, not a curated record.
AUGGGGCUAGACGGUGCUGAAGCAAAUUUUGCAACACAUUACUGCCUUCCAACUACUGGAAAUGGUUUUAACCUCACAGUUCAUACCUUCAAGCCCACAGACAUCUGCACUCUGACAGCAGUUUCACAGUCCCUGCUUGCAGGAAGUAUCCGAGGAACUGCCAGGCCAAGAGACCCAUUUCAGCAAAGAGCCUUGCUAGAAGGCAGGCUGCCUGUGGUUGCAGGGUUAACUCACCUUUGGACUCUCAGGUUUGUUUCUUGGGACUUUGAACCGACCUCAUGCCCCUCCCUGACCCAUCUGGACACCUGUUCAGUGAAGGGCCUUGUUGGAAGGUGGGCUGCCUACAGCUACAGGAAAUAUAAUGUGAGUUUGAUCAGUAGCAGGAGCAGAGGGUGGAUCCCAGAGAGCCCUGAGCAGCCCCACCGCCGCUGCCGGCCUUGUUACCAUCACAACCUGGAAGGAGCUGCAGCUGCCCCAGCGGACCCCAGUCACCACCAUCAUAACCGUGAGCAGCGAGGUGGAGACCCAGCCCCCACACUCAGUGCUGCCAACACCAAGCCUGGCACCAGGGGCAGUGGUGCAGGGAGCAGCGGCCUGGGCGGCCUCACAUCCCUGGUGCCUGCCAGCAGGGACAAGAAGGUCAUCACAAGGAAGGUUUUGGGAAUAGUAGAAUGGUUCAAUGUAAGAAAUGGAUACGGUUUCAUCAACAGGAAUGACACCAAGGAAGAUGUAUUUGUACACCAGACUGCCAUAAAGAAGAAUAACCCCAGGAAGUACCUUCGCAGUGUAGGAGAUGGGGAGAUUGUGGAGUUUGAUGUUGUUGAAGGAGAAAAGGGUGCGGAGGCAGCAAACAUUACAGGCCCUGGUGGAGUUCCAGUUCAAGGCAGUAAAUAUGCAGCAGACCGUAACUAUUAUAGACGCUAUCCACGUCGUAGGGGUCCUCCAUGCAAUUACCAGCAAAAUUACCAGAAUAGUGAGAGUGGGGAAAAGAAUGAUAGAUUGGAAAGUGCUCCUGAAGGCCAGGCCCAACAACACCAGCCCUACCUCAGGCGAAGGUUCCCCCCUUACUACAUGUGGAGACCCUAUGGGCGUUGACCACAGUAUUCCAACCUUCCUGUACAGGGAGAAGUGAUGGAGGGUGCUGACAACCAGGGUGCAGGAGCACAAGCUAGACCAGUCAGGCAAAAUAUGUAUCAGGGUUAUAGAUCACGAUUUCACAGGGGCCCUCCUCGCCAAAGACAGCCCAAAGAGGACGCCAAUGAAGAGGAUAAGGAAAAUCAAGGAGAUGAGACCCAAGGUCAGCAGCCACCUCAAAGGCGGUACCAACACAACUUCAAUUACCAAUGCAGACGCCCAGAGAACCCUAAUCCACAAGACUGCAAAGAGACAAAAGCAGCCAAUCCACCAGCUGAGAAUUCGUCCCCUCCCAAGGCUGAGCAGGGCGGGGCUGAGUAAAUACCAGCUUACCAUCUCUACCAUCAUCCAGUUUAG